Pungitius pungitius (ninespine stickleback) is the source of this 2303-nucleotide messenger RNA. RefSeq names its product multidrug and toxin extrusion protein 1-like. The transcript is spliced from 17 exons. Gene Ontology annotation, molecular function: xenobiotic transmembrane transporter activity; antiporter activity. Gene Ontology annotation, cellular component: membrane. The record is from RefSeq and is a predicted model, not a curated record. Gene Ontology annotation, biological process: xenobiotic detoxification by transmembrane export across the plasma membrane. Bases 122 to 1879 code for a protein of 585 amino acids. Lineage: Eukaryota; Metazoa; Chordata; Actinopteri; Perciformes; Gasterosteidae.
CCUUUCCCACAUUACUUCCAAGACCGUGAAGUAAAAGACGGACGUCCCGAGACGAAGGAUCUGCUUUAGCAUUUUGUGCUGCAGACAUGGAGGGGUCCAGUGACAAGGUCUCCUGCUGCAAAUGGCUGCGCCGCAGAGUUCCGUUGGCCCACAGAGAGGAAAUGUACCACAUCCUGAGGAUGACAGGCCCUCUGCUGCUCUCUCGAAUCCUCAAUUACCUGCUCCCCUUUGUGGUCACCAUGUUCUGCGGGCGUCUGGGAAACGAAGUGAUGGCUGGCUAUGGAUUAGCUUCUGCUACUCUUUCAGGUUUGUUUCAUAUUCCUUCCAGACCAUUAAUGUGACCACUGCAGCAACUGGAUAUGGUCUGGGACUGGCAUGCGAUACUUUGGUGUCUCAGACGUUCGGUGGGAAGAACCUGCUGCGGGUGGGAGUGAUCCUUCAACGGGGCAUCAUCAUCCUGCUGUUGUUCUGUCUGCCCUGCUGGGGCCUGCUCCUCAAUGCCCAGGCCAUCCUGUUAUGCCUGGGCCAGAACCCCGAGGUGGCCAGAAUAGCCCAGCUGUAUAUUACAGCCUUCCUCCCUGCCGUACCAGCAAUGUUUCUACAGCAUCUGCAGGUGUCUUACCUGCAAAACCAGGGUAUAAUACUGCCACAAAUGUAUGCUGCUGCCGUGGCAAACAUAGCAAAUGUCGUGACAAACUACACCUUUCUUUACUGGCUGGAUCUGGGUGUUAGCGGGUCAGCAGCAGCCAAUACUCUGUCUCAGAUUUACAUCUGCACUUUUCUGUUCGCAUACAUUUGGUGGAAGAAGCUCCACGUAAAAACAUGGGGAGGCUGGUCUGCAGAAUCCCUGCAGGAGUGGGGCUCCUACAUGAAACUGGCUUUUCCCAGUACAUUAAUGAAGUGCUUUGAGUGGUGGGUUUAUGAGUUAGGCGGCUUCUUUGCAGGAAUGCUGAGUGAAAAUGAACUGGCAGCCCAACAUGCUGUGAUAAUGGUGGCUUUCAUAACCUACAUGUUCCCUCUUGGUAUUCAAGCUGCAGCAUGCGCCCGUGUGGGUAACGCUCUCGGUGCAGGAAACACAGACAGGGCCAUCCUCACCUGCAAGAUGUCCUUUGCUCUGGCAGGCAUCAUUGCAGUUAUUGAAGGUCUUCUGCUUGGCUCUACUAAAUCAAUUAUUGGCUUUAUAUUUACCUCUGAUGAGAAGAUCAUAGGUCUGGUUUCAUACUUGAUGAAUGCAUACUGUUUCCUUCAGUUCUUUGAUGCGUUUAUGUGUGUGUGCUCAGGCAUCUUCUUGGGCACGGGCAAACAGAAGAUACCAGCUGUGGGCAAUUUUAUUGGAUUCUACUGCAUAGGACUCCCACUGAGUGUUACCUUAACGUUUGUUACAAAACUGAGAAUUUUAGGGUUUUGGCUGGGACUGCUCGUUGGAGUCGUUUUACUUUGCUCCUUUUACAUCACUAUCAUCUCCAAGCUGAACUGGGAGGAAAUAACAGAGGAGGCUUUAAAACGAGCACAAAAAACCCCUCCCAUGACAUUGUUAAGCACAGCUGCAAUGUCAGACGCUCAGGGUAACAACGCUGUUGACCGGAGAGAGAGCCUUGUGAACUCAGUGGAAGACCACACGUCCAUGGGCACCGAGUGCUAUGACGGGGACACAGACGCACAGUGUGGUCAGGUGGUCCAGCUGAAGGGCGGCCGCCUCUCCACUGCUCAGCUCAUCCUCCGGAGGGGCCUCACCGCGUUGGCAGCAGUGGGGCUUCUGGCGGUGGGAGCCACUGUGCACUUCCUCGUGCCCCUGCCACAGAACAACUUUACUUUGGACUGGAUUAACGCAACACAUACUCCUCAUCAAAUUCUCUCCACGGCAACGGUCCCAAAUUAAGAGAAAAAGGGCACAAUGCCAGCUGUUUAAAGUGAGCACUGCAAAGCAAAAUUUGCCUGAUAUUUACCAUAUUUGAAGUUGAAGCGGUUUGCCGUCUUGAGGACACCAGACGUAUUUACUGCAACAAAAUACUUUUACAGGGACAAGUCUUACACCGUAAAGUGUAGCAGUGUACGACUCAUUUUGAGGUUUGUUUGCAAAAGCCAGUUAAGCGAAAAUCUGUUAUCACAUUUAAAUAAAACUAAAAAAAAGUCAUGCACUAAAAUGUUGUCAGCUGCAAAAAGCCUGUUAAAUCACAAAGCCAACACGAGCUAAUGUCUAACAAGUUUUGAAAUUAAAAACAGGAAAUAUAUGUGAAUAUAUGUAUGUCGCUUUAAAAAUUCAAGAUAGCCACAAUGUAUUUUUUUUAAUGCAUUAAAUACAA